AAUUUUUUCCAAAACUUUAUUAUUUUCAUUAUUAGUGUUUGUGUCAAACGAAUAGCAUAUUAUAAUUAUAAAUAGUGUUUGCGCGGCAACAACAAAGAGCGCGUCUAAAAAAAGCAUUGGAUCCAGGAACGAGCAUGAAAAUGAAACGUGAAAAUAAUGAUGCCGAUGGACCACAGGAUCCGAAACGCAAUCGACGCAAUGAGGAAACUGUGCGCAUACUAAUCCCCAGCAGUAUUGCCGGCGCUGUUAUUGGCAAGGGCGGUCAACACAUACAGAAGAUGCGCACUCAGUAUAAAGCUACUGUGUCUGUGGACGAUUCCCAAGGCCCCGAACGCACUAUACAAAUCAGCGCUGAUAUAGAAUCCACGCUGGAGAUUAUUACGGAAAUGCUGAAAUACUUUGAAGAGCGCGAUGAGGAAUUCGAUGUGCGCUUGUUAAUACAUCAAAGUUUGGCCGGCUGUGUCAUUGGCAAGGGUGGACAAAAGAUCAAGGAGAUACGUGAUCGCAUUGGCUGCCGCUUUCUGAAGGUUUUCUCCAAUGUCGCGCCACAGAGCACGGAUCGCGUGGUGCAAACUGUGGGCAAGCAGAGCCAGGUCAUCGAUGCAGUGCGUGAGGUCAUAACGCUAACGCGUGAUACGCCCAUCAAGGGGCCCAUACACAACUAUGAUCCCAUGAACUUUGAUCGCGUCUAUGCGGAUGAGUAUGGCGGCUAUGGCACUGGCACAGGCAGCACACGUCCCAGCCAGCGUGGUGGUGGUGGUGGCGGCGGCGGCAAUAAUAAUCGCAAUGGUGGCGGCGGAGGAGGUGGUGCUGGUAAUCGCGGCGGCGGCAGCAAUGAGCGCUUUGGUGGACGCGGUGGUCACAACGGCGGCGGCAAUAACAACGCAGGCGGCGGUGGUGCUGGCCUAGGCGGCAUGGGUGGCGGACCACGCGAUAAUCCGUUUAUAAAUCCUUGGGCUAAUGGCGGCGGCGGCGAUGGUGACAACUUUGGCGUUGGCAACAAUAGCGGCGGCUUUGGUGGCAACAACUUUGGCGGCGGUCCCUUCGGUGGUGGCGGCUUUGGUGGCAACAAUGGCUUCGGCGGCGGACCCAACGAUUUCGGUGGCAAUAAUCAGCUUGGCGGCGGCGGCAACGGCACCAGCAGCUUGCCCAGCUUAGGCAACUUUGGUCAGAGCCAGGGCAACAACAAUGGCGGCGCCUUUGGUGCGGGCAACAAUAGUUUAGGCAAUGGUCUAGGCGCUGGCUUCAAUGCGGGCAACAAUAGCCUGGUCAAUGGGCUGGGUGCGGUGAACAAUGGCGGCGUGGGUGGACUAGGUGCAAAUGGUGGCUUCACGCCCGUGGGCGGCAAUGCGGGCACAAACAACAGCUCGACGCCCAGCAACAUACCGCAGGGUCAUGAUCCCAACAACAGCACACAGGUGACCAUACCAAAGGAUUUGGCUGGCGCUAUUAUUGGCAAGGGCGGCGGACGCAUACGCCGCAUACGCAACGAGUCGAGCGCGUAUAUCACCAUAGAUGAGCCGCUGCCUGGUUCGAAUGAUCGCAUUAUAACCAUAUCGGGCACGCCGAAGCAAAUACAAAUGGCCCAGUAUCUGCUGCAACAGAGGUUGGUGUCGCAAAAAGACUAAAAGUAUGCACAACUCCUUUCAUAUGCUCGAAU
This is a messenger RNA of Drosophila busckii, 1660 nucleotides long. It is a transcript of the gene HnRNP-K, whose product is annotated as heterogeneous nuclear ribonucleoprotein K. NCBI's taxonomy places the organism in Eukaryota, Metazoa, Arthropoda, Insecta, Diptera, Drosophilidae. The transcript has 8 exons. The record is from RefSeq and is a predicted model, not a curated record. Gene Ontology annotation, molecular function: mRNA binding. Gene Ontology annotation, biological process: regulation of transcription by RNA polymerase II; regulation of mRNA splicing, via spliceosome. Gene Ontology annotation, cellular component: nucleus; cytoplasm. The coding region runs from base 135 to 1628 and encodes 497 amino acids.